CCUAUCUCUGCUUUUACUAAAGUAGAUUUUGUUGUUUGUUCUUAAUAAACUCGAUUUUGCAAAAAUUCUUAAAGUGUUUGUGCAAAUUUAAUGAAAUGUUGUUACUUUUUGUUGUUACACAAAGUCAUUGAACUGUGUCAACGUAACAUUGUUGAGUAAAUUCACAGGUUUGUCCCUCUGCACAUACUGCUGCCUGCGUGCAGAGCCCGCCUAAGUAAGGGCCAAUGCGCAUGCGCACCACCCUCUUUCUCAAGCUUGCUUUUUCUUCGCCAUGUGGACUGGUUCAGCCGCAUUUUUGUCCAAAAAUCAGAUACGUUGAUGUGGCAGUGCAAAUUGUGCAAAAAAGUGGUGUCAUCACGAGCUCUGUUAUUAAAACACUACAGGUGUACCAGAAACAUCCACUGGUAGUAAUGAAAGCAGUGUGUCCUCAUUUAACUUGGGUAGCCCCUGCUCUGGCCACAACCCUGAUUAUGACACAGAUAUACUGUCAUCGCCAGAAUCCAGGUCAUCAAGCUCCUCGAGCUCAGCAAACUCCACGCUGCGAUCAGAAGCCUGGCCACUGGACUUUCGCAUACCCGAGUUUAGCUUCGAUGUAGAGCUGCAAUUGACAAAAGGCAACCAGGAAUUCCAAGCCAAUGGAACACUUUUAACCCUAAAACCAAAGCUCAAGUCUGACAUUUUAGAGAGCUUGUCUUCAGAAAUUAUGAAGUACAAAGCUUACCCUUCAGACAGCAAUCUUAGUGAUGUUUGCCAAGCUUUGGUUGUAAAGCAUCCAUGCUUGAAAGAGAAGGGUUCAGAAACUGGAUUUUCUGCAUGGAAGAUCAGUUUGAAGUAUAAAAUGUCAAACUAUCGUGGAAAACUGAAGAACUUAGGGUGUAGUGAGUUGGUCAUCAAUUCUCUCAAAAGAAGAGGGAACAGUAAUGUGCAUCCCAACCAAGUCAAGAAACCCAGGAGAGCGGAGGUGAAUUUCUGCCCUGAUUAUCCAGCUGGAGAAACCCGAGAGAGUCAGGAAGAAGAAAGGUUGGUGCUGCUUUCAGAGUUCAAGAAGAAGAACAACGAUGAAACCAUCAAAGCAAAAAUGGCCCAAACCUUUCCUCACCGGAGGCAAGAAAUUCUUCAGGACAUGCCCUUCGUAGCUGACUUUAAAAGCCGAUGGCCAGCUCUUUUUUCUCCACGUGAGAUAAAUGCUGAAUUCCAGCGCAUCACUACGGUCCCGCUAACAUCCACAUUUAUGGCACAGCUGGACAACAACACAACCAAACUGACCAAAGUCUUCAGAAACAAGGGAGGAACAUCUGGACGCAAGAUCACAGAAAUCAUGGCUGCAAUUGAUGAGAACGACACAGUUGCAAUGAGAAGGGUGUGUACGCUGAAAGGACUUGCAGUCUACCUCAAUGAAGAUCCGAACAGCUUGAUCAAAGAAUAUCAGGAUGUGGACUUCCAUGAGGCCGAAAGUGAAAUGGAGAAGACGCUCAUUGGCAUCUACGUCAUCAAACCAGAAGGAGAGCGUGACCUUGACCCGGCAGAAGACAUUGGUAUCAUAAUUGAGGGUGUCGCUGUGCUCAAAGAUCUUCCUGAUGUUGCCACUGCUGUUGUGUUGUUGUUCGGCCUGAUCUACACUUUAAACAUGAGCUACCCAUCCAACCUCAGGUACACUUUUGAGUUUUUUCAGAAAGUACUGAUGGGACUUGAUGCUAAGAAGCUAUCAAACAAAGUUCAAGUGCUCAGAAACAAACUCCUUGAAUAAAGAG
Molecule: messenger RNA, 1751 nt
Organism: Oreochromis aureus
Lineage: Eukaryota; Metazoa; Chordata; Actinopteri; Cichliformes; Cichlidae
Exons: 6
Coding region: 704-1747 (347 amino acids)
Source: RefSeq, a predicted model, not a curated record